ACGCUUAUGCAUAAUAGAUGCGAAGAGAGAAAUGGCAUCCGAGUCUGAUUCAUUUAAGCCCUUUGAAUUUGAUUCCACUCUGAAAAUAUUAUCAGAUUCUUCCACUUUGAAAGCCGUCCCUUCCAAAUUCAACCUCACCAAUGACCGCAACGCUUUCACUUCUGAUUCACUCCCCACCAUCGAUUUCUCAGCCCUUGUUGGCUGCGAUCCUCAUCAACGCUCCAACGCUGUCCACGACCUCGCCACAGCAUGUCGGGAUUGGGGUUUCUUCAUACUUGUGAAUCAUGGGGUGCCAGAGAGAUUGAUGAGUGAAAUGUUUAGGAAAAUGGUAGAAUUUUUCAAUUUGCCUGAUUCGGAGAAGAAGCAGUAUGAAGCCAAGAGUGCUUCAGAUCCCAUCAAAUGUGGGAAUUUCAACGUCGCCAACACUUCAAACCAAAGCUUUACAUUAUGGAGGGAAUAUCUUAAGCUCUACGUCCAUCCCAACUUCCAUUGUCCUCACCAACCUCAACUCUUGAGGGAUGUGGUGCAGGAAUACACCCAAAUGAUAAGAGUAUUGGUUAGGAAGCUAAUCGAAGCCAUAUGCGAAGCCCUAGAACUGAAUCAACGUCGUUACGUGGAUGAAAUAUUGAAGAUGGAAUCGAGUUUUCAAUUGUUUGCCACAAAUUACUAUCCGCGUUGCCCUCAGCCGGACCAAGCCAUCGGAAUUCCGCCGCAUACGGAUCAUGGUUUGUUCACUUUUCUCAUACAUAACGGUGUUGCCGGUCUUCAAAUUGAGCAUGACGGAAAGUGGUUCAAUGCUGAUUCUCCUAAGAAUGCUAUUUUAGUCAACGCAGCUGACCAACUUGAGAUAUUCACCAAUGGAAGGUGCAAGAGUGUGAAACAUAGAGCGGUGGUGAAUGAGGAGAAAGAUAGAAUCUCGAUCGUGGUGGCGAAUGGUCCCUCAGGGGAGGCGGUGAUCGGACCGGCUGCCGCGCUGGUGGAGAAAGAUAGGCGAGCAAAGUAUUGUGCAAUGAAGUAUGAAGAGUAUGUGGAGUCGCAGCUCACCAAAUCACGUAUCGGUGGGAAAUCCAUUUUGGAACAACAAAUGAUACUCCCUGCCAAUUAAAUUAUAUUACUUGAUUCGUCGAAUAAUUUCAGUUUAAUGUUGAUCUCUAUAUCACCAUUAUACUCGAUUUCUGUUUUGUACUUGAGUUGAUUAUACAUGUGAUAUGUCUUUUCAUUAAUAUCAUAUCCUUUGAGUGA
Molecule: messenger RNA, 1242 nt
Organism: Salvia hispanica
Lineage: Eukaryota; Viridiplantae; Streptophyta; Magnoliopsida; Lamiales; Lamiaceae
Product: 2-oxoglutarate-dependent dioxygenase 19-like
Source: RefSeq, a predicted model, not a curated record